This is a messenger RNA of Aspergillus nomiae NRRL 13137, 3381 nucleotides long. RefSeq lists its product as uncharacterized. The transcript has 11 exons. Bases 1 to 3381 code for a protein of 1126 amino acids. The record is from RefSeq and is a predicted model, not a curated record. Lineage: Eukaryota; Fungi; Ascomycota; Eurotiomycetes; Eurotiales; Aspergillaceae. Gene Ontology annotation, molecular function: metal ion binding.
AUGAACGGCAGCAUGGAGCAGUCACCGCCGCAAAAUUUGAUGCGCGGUCUGCCUCAUGCGCCAGUAGACCCGGGCUCAUUGCCGCCGGAAUACUGGGAGUCACUGUAUGCGAAUCCGGAACCCCCACAUCAACAUGCGCAUCCUCCACAACAACAGCUACAGCAAUCGCAACAACCACAGCAGCCACAGCCAUUGGGGAUCGGCUGGGAUCAUCCAGUAUUCGGUCAAACACCUCAGCAACGCAGUUCUUUGCCACUUCAACAGGAACAUGGCCAUGGCCUGUAUCCCUCAUCCACUCCUCAAUCUUGGCGACCCAACCCUCUACAUCCUCAGCAGAUCAUGCCGUCGAACCCACAAGGAUUCACAAUGCCUGUACAAUAUCGUCAAUUGCCCCAGUAUUCACAGGGACAGGUGUCUUUCGAGUCGCAGCCGCUCAAUGCGUCCGAUAACCCGUCUUAUCAACCUUAUACGUUUCCUCGAAACUACUACUCCGCUCAACACAUCUCGGUGCCCGACACCUUCUCACAAACGCCAACACCCCAAGCUUCUCAGCCUCAGCCGACUCAAUCAGCUCCUUAUCAGUCCAAUACGUCUCAAACUCCCAUCGUUCCAUACACCCUACCCGCAGGGUUCUCAGAGGAGACUUCGCAUGGUCAGAUGCAGUACACAAACGAGUUUCCUGAUUCGGCGCCAACUGUACAUGAGCAUCAAACUAUCAACCCUCAGUUUCUCAACACCGCUCAACAAGCCAACAACCAGCAUGCCCCCCUUAAUAAUUUCAUCUACGUUAAUCCCCCAGGUUUCGAACGUCAGGAUAACCAGAGGGCAUUCGACUACUUCCGGAACGACCUACAAAUGCCGUCAAUCCUGAACCGACCUACUGCUAAUAACCCGAAUCUCCCAAAUUCACAGACUCCAGGCGUUGAGGUAGUCAUACCUAUGAACCGCCAACAACCGAUCCUACCAAACCCUUCGACGAAAUCAGGAAAGAAACAGACCACGUCGAAAAAGGUAACCAAAAAGUCUGCGGCUAAGGCGUCGACAAAGAAGCCCGAUGGGAAGCUCGCUUCUUCUGGAUCCGAGACCGAUACCUCUGACUCGGAACUAGAGAUUGAACUGCCAGAAGAGCCAUUUCCCAUUGACCCUGUUCGUCCCAGUGACCCAGAAGCUGCCGCGCAGUAUGAUGCCCUUCGAGCCGUGUGGUCGCCGCGUAAUAGGCGGCCCCAUGCUGACAAAGUCAAAGGCGCACUGGUUGCGUUUAAAGACGUUGUCAAAGCCGUAAGGGAUACGUGGAAAGAGAAGUCACAAGCGAUGAAAAUGGCGGAAAACAAGGGCGAAAACGAUAAAGCAGCCCAGAUCAAGAAGGAUGUUGUCCUCCAGCGGCGCCUGAUGGACGUGGUUGUUAGCACCACUCUGGAUCAGGGCCACCCCACGAUCGUCGAAAAGCUAGGAGAGCAUCCCAUGGCGGUGGCUGCCAUGUAUUCGUUCCUUCUCGAUCGGCAUCAGGCCUCUGACAUCGAUGGGGCAUUCACCCUAAACCUGCUCAAGCUACUUGCUCGAUUUGUUACCAUGGAUGAAGAUGUGCUCCAAAAAACGAAUGUUGCUAAACUACUGCCUCGGUUCGUGAAAAAGGGCGGACAAGUAGCUAAAAGCCUUGCUCAGAAGAUCUUGGACAAUGCUGCCACUUCCACUAAGAGAAAGCAAGAGGCUAAUAAAGCAGCGCCGAAAGAGGCAUCUCCCGCCAUGAACACUGUCUCCAAUGUUGCAUUGGCUGACGGUCCGCGUGCGGAGCUGGCUGGAUCCAAAAGGCCUCGAGAUGCUGAGGCCAAUGGCCAACCAGCCACGAAGCGGAUGGUUGUUACGUCAAAUCUAAAGAGUACCCAGAAGCCAACCAACGGCCCUGUGACUGGCCCCGCCAAGCGCCCCCAGGAAACAGGCCAAGAGGCCAAACCAGCAGUGGCAGCUGCUUCACGUCCAAAGGCUAAUAUUAUUGCUCCCAAACCGACUAACCUAUUCGGAAGUCUGUCGUCGGCUUCGAAGAGGCCAGGAACCUCAAACGCAGAGAGAGCAGCCGCGGCCGCGGCCGCAGCAAAGUCCAGCACACCGACUGAAAAGAAAGAGUCUCAACCCGCACCUCCCAGGCCGACCUUCUCUUUUGGCGACAUCAUGGCCGAUCUCAAUAAGCAAAAAGAAGCACCUCCGUCUGAGCCAGCCGAGAACAAGCCUCCAGAGACGGAAGAAGAACGAAAGAAGCGACUCCGCAAAGAAGCGAGGCGAAGGCUCCGAGUCACGUGGAAGCCGGAUGACUCUCUUACUGAAGUUCGUUUGUUCACGCAUGAUCCUGACGAGGAGCUGGGACCAGGGGAUCAUGCGCAGCACGAGGCUGGUGAUGUCAAGGGUGAAGGCAGUGUGCUUAAACUUCACAGAGACCUGGACGAGUUCGACGAGGAAGAGGAUGGUGGCGUCCGCGAAGAAAGCUUGCGUGAUUAUUAUGAGCCAUCGGAAAUUGAUUUUGCGGACAUCACUCCUGAGGAUCGUUCCAGGAACAACAUCAAACGCGCCGGCACCCAGCAGCCGAUCAGUGCUGAGAAGGAAGCACAGGAGCACCGCGAAGCGACGACGCUUAUGGUUUUCUAUACCUCCGCUGCAGAUGUGCCACCUUCGCCAAAGGAACCUCCCCCGCCCAGUGAAGACGGGUCAACAGCAGAAGCAGUUGCUCUUGGAGAGCUUCCGGAUCACGUCAAGGUUCGACAGGAGCGGUAUUUUUCCGCUAUUAAUCCUCAAACAACUCCAGCUCAACCUCAGCCAACAGCAGCAGUCAACCCCCCUCCUCCCCCACCUCCGCCUGUGACUCAAGCACCGAUGUCGGAUCUGGAGCGAACCAUCAGUAUGUUCCGUCAGCAACAGGCGCCACAACCUGCAGCCCAACAACUGCAGGUGCCUCAGUUCCCUGCCGCUACUCAGGCUCCUGCAACACAGGGCCUCGACUUCCAGAAAAUCCUGGCUGUCCUCAAUGCUCAGAAGCAGAUGCAGCAGCCACCACCACCACCACCUGUCAUGCCCCCUGUUCAACCGUCGCAGCCGGCUAUUGCGCCAAACCUAGCUGCGUUCAUAUCACAGUUUACUGGGGGCAACCAACAAUCUGGACCGAACCCAUCUCAAAUGCCUGGCCAAUUCGACGACCCAGAGCGCAAGCGUAUGCGUGAGGGUCCGGGCUUCGAUGGUUCUGAGGAUGACAGAUAUGGUUAUUUCAAACGGAACAAACCGAACGGACCCAAUAAGAGUCAUCCCAAGGUUGGAUUGGUCCCUUGUCGUUACUGGCCCGAAGGGAAAUGCAGAAAAGGCAACGACUGCACCUUCCGUCACGAUCCACUUAACUAA